UGUCCAAAAAAAAAAAGAGCGCAGACCACCUGAUUGUAGAGUGCCCUUUCUGAAUCUGAAAGUAGGCGCUCAUCCUCGGACGAGACAUCCUCUGCCGCUGUGUAUGAACCCGCAGGAGCUCAGCAGAAGAGCGGAAAUAUCUGUUCACCGCUUCGUCAUUAGAUUUGAGAAAAAUGCAAUAGUUUUCAAACCAUACAGCGUUUUCGAUCUAUUAUCCAAAGUGGCGAAAUGGUAACGUUUCCGCUACUUUUACAUUAUUUUACUCCAUAUACAUGUUUUGUUCCUGCGAUUUAGUGCGCCAUCACAUCCGACGCGCGGACCGGUUGACUUUUUGUCUUUGGCCGGAAAUCGGAUCUGAUACACGGGUCCACGAGGAGUGUUAAACCUAGACCAUUUUUGCACAACUACAUGGAGGAGCACAACUGAGUCCCUUUCUCACCUUCACUUUUUCAUUCUUCCCCCAAACUCUGCAUGAUCCUGGGGGAUGAGCUCAGAAGAAAAGAGCUCCACCAUGUCCCAAAAGAUCUCCUCUAUAUCCCGCAGCAACAGCAGCACCUCCUCCAAACAUGACAGCCGACAGGACAGCUGGGAGAUUGUUGAAGGGCUGCGGGGUGGUUUAGGAAACAUUCAGCCACCUGAAAAACAGGAGGGCUAUAUGCUGAAGAGAAGAAAAUGGCCCAUGAAAGGCUGGCACAAGAGAUACUUCCUCUUGGAUAAGGGAAUCCUGAAGUAUGCCAAGUGCUCAGCAGAUAUCGAGAAGGGCAAACUUCAUGGCCGCAUUGACGUGGGUCUGUCUGUCAUGGCCAUAAAGAAGAAGUCCAAGUGUAUUGAUCUGGAUGCAGAGGAAAACAUCUACCAUCUGAAGAUUAAGUCCCAGGAGCUAUUUGAUGAAUGGGUAUGUAAGCUGCGACACCAUCGGAUGUACAGGCAGAAUGAAAUCGCCAUGCUGCCCUCUGAGAAACCACACUUCAGCCCUCACUUCCCCGCCACCUCUUCUCCCAACUUCAACGAGAGCCAAGCUGCCAGAAAGCGUGCAUCUCUUGCCAAGCAGACUUCUCUUCACUCACCGAUCAUCUUUAGCAGUCAAGCUAAGGUGGCUGCCUGGCUCCAGUGCUCCGACGACAUGGACAGAUGUUCCAAAGAGCUGUCUGAAUGUGAGACUCAGUUGCUGGAGCUGAAUCACCUGCUAAGGAGUAUGGAGGUUCUUCACCGCACCUACUCUGCGCCAGCUAUCAAUGCACUGCAGGCUUUUACAUAUGACAGUCCUAAAAAAGAAAAAAGACAGAAGAAAUGGCUUUCCAAACAUUAUGGCAAGGACAACAAAACAAUGCUGCAGGUCCCCAGCUGUAUCUCCUCAGGCUCUGUGCGUCUUCAUGCCUCCAAUCCCAACCUCUCCUCUCCUGAUCUUGCAAUUGAGAAAAACUAUCCAGAGCCCCUUGACAUACCCAUAGACGUGUCCAAACUGCAAGAAGAUUUCUGCCGUGUGGCCAACAGCUUGCACACUAACCUGAAGUCAGCUAUGGGCUCCCUGAUGUCAGAGAAAGAGAAACUGAGGCAGAUGAUGGAACAGGAGACUUGUACAGCUCCUUCUGCACAGCUCCUUGGACUGAAAAGUGCUCUGGCUUCUGCUUUAGCACAGAACUCUGAUCUGAGAGAGCGCCUCUGCAAGAUACACAUAGAGUCGCACAUCUCAGAGCCUGCCGUCCUUAAAAACUUCAGCACUGGCACGCUGCAGAAGCAGGAAUCCUCAGACUCCCGCCACCUCGUCCACCAGGUGUCCAAUGAGAGCCGAGCUUCCAUUACAGAUUCUUUGUCUGAGUUCUUUGAUGCGCAAGAGGUCUUGCUAUCGGCGAGCUCUUCUGAGAACGAGCCUUCUGAAGAUGACUCAUACAUCAGCGAUAUCAGCGAUAAUAUCUCCAUGGACAACUUCAGCAACGAGGUUCAAAAUGAGAGACUUGACUCAGAUUGCACUGAGAACGGUGUCCCUCAGGGAAAGCGGCGUUCUUUGCUCCCGUCUCCAAGCCCCAACACCAGCAACAUCAGUCUGUGGAACAUCCUGAGGAAUAAUAUUGGAAAGGACCUGUCCAAGGUGGCCAUGCCUGUGCAGCUGAAUGAGCCACUUAACACCCUGCAGAGGUUGUGUGAGGAGCUGGAGUACAGCGAGCUGCUCGACCAGGCCGCGCACACACAGGACCCAUUUGAACGCAUGGUGUACAUUGCAACAUUCGCCGUAUCAGGCUACGCCUCCAGUUACUACAGAGCAGGAGGGAAACCAUUCAACCCAGUCCUAGGGGAGACGUAUGAGUGCGACCGGCCAGAUAAAGGAUUUCGCUUUAUAGCAGAGCAGGUCAGCCAUCAUCCCCCCAUAUCUGCAUGUCAUUCUGAAUCGAAAAACUUCAUCUUCUGGCAAGAUGUGAGGUGGAAAAACAAGUUCUGGGGGAAGUCCAUGGAGAUUGUUCCUGUUGGCACCACUCAUGUAGUUCUCCCUGGCUCGGGAGACCACUAUGAGUGGAACAAAGUGACAUCGUGCAUUCACAACAUUCUGAGUGGGCAGCGCUGGAUCGAGCACUACGGAGAAAUCUCUAUUAAGAACUCCAGCAGCGAUAUCUGUCAGUGUAAAGUCACCUUCGUCAAGGCUAAGUACUGGAACUCCAAUAUGAACGAAGUGGAGGGAAAUAUUGUGGACCAUAAAGGCAAGGUGAUACACAAGCUGUUUGGGAAGUGGCAUGAGAGUAUAUGCUGUGGAAGCCCACAAUCUGCUACAUGCAUCUGGAGAACCAAUCCAAUGCCUGCUGAGUAUGAGCAGUACUACGGCUUCACUAAAUUUGCUCUUGAACUGAAUGAACUGGACCCACAGACCAAACCAUUUCUGCCUCCCACAGACACGAGAUUACGCCUGGAUCAGAGGUUAUUAGAGGAGGGGAACGUUGAGUCUGCAGAAGCCCAGAAGCAGAGAAUCGAACAGCUACAGAGAGAUCGGCGCAGAGUCCUCGACGAGAACAACAUGGCACAUCAGCCACGGUUUUUCCAGAAAUCAAAAGAUGACACAUGGGUCAGCAACAACACUUACUGGGAUCUGAGGAAAGAUCCAGGCUUCAGUAAUCUGGAUUGCCCAGUGCUGUGGUGAACUACAGAUUAACAAUGAUCACUCAUAGGCCUCUUUAGUCUUCUCCUUCUUUCUCAUCACUGUUGCCUGCUCUGAUCUUCAGCGUAUGGGUGAAAAGCACAUGUGGAAUGUAGAGACUAAGACAAACGCUGACGAAAGUGAUUUUUCUCGCCUGAUAGUCAAACUGAGGAUCUUCACUUGAAUUGCAAAACAUUUUCUUUAUUUCAACACCUUUUGUUAUAUAAUAUUCCAUUUUAAAUGCCUUAAUAUGCUUCUGGUAUGUUUUACAGUGUGUUUAUGCAGGCACCUUCCUUGAAUGUCUAGAAAUUAUGCAAGCAUAUCCCAGUGUUUCAUGUUUAUCACUGCUGUGUGCAACUAGUAGCACAAAGAUCCUGACACAUACACUGUUGCAUUGCAGUACUCUUGUGAUUUAGAGCAAUACUGCAGACAGUACAAUACCUGAAGCCGUGUCUGAAACAAAAGAACCUGAUCAAAGUAACAUUGUCUACCUCCUGAAAGAGAUGGUACUCUUGUAUGUAAUAUAGGGAACACAUUGGAGUAUGAAUUUAAACCUGUCUUAUGCCUUAUGGUCACAUAUUCCAUAACACCUUUAUUAUACCCUUUCAUUAUGAUUAGAAAAAAUAAACAUAAUACAUAUUACAAUGUUGCUAGCAUCUGAGAAAGAUUCACACAGCUUUGUUUCAAGUACUAAAUAGUUACCAUGCUUCUUUGGGAUGUUUUAGCUGAUUAUUUAAGCAUUUUCAGUUUUGUAAUCUGUGUUCAUCGAGUUCUUCCUUGUAAAGAGAGCAACUGAGGAAAUCAUAUUAACCACUGUUAUGAUUCCUCUCUUCUUCAAUAAACCAAUCAUAUCUGUG
Silurus meridionalis is the source of this 3981-nucleotide messenger RNA. It is a transcript of the gene osbpl3b, whose product is annotated as oxysterol binding protein-like 3b. NCBI's taxonomy places the organism in Eukaryota, Metazoa, Chordata, Actinopteri, Siluriformes, Siluridae. Gene Ontology annotation, molecular function: cholesterol binding. The record is from RefSeq and is a predicted model, not a curated record. Bases 485 to 3127 code for a protein of 880 amino acids. The transcript is spliced from 23 exons. Gene Ontology annotation, cellular component: cytosol; intracellular membrane-bounded organelle; perinuclear endoplasmic reticulum.